AUGUGGGGAGGAAGCAAACUAAGCUCCUCCGGGAGCCGAAUUUUAGAAGGACUUAGAUUGGGAUUCCAGAGGACACAGGCUGACUCUUCUCGCUUAACUACGUCGGCGGUUUAUCCAAAGAAUCAGCUCAGUUGGAUUCCACAAAUUAAACCAUGGGUUUUCAAUGAAAACAGAAUCAUGUGGUUCAAAUCCUAUAGCAUGACUUUUGCCUGCCUGAAUUGGAUGAAAAUUUAUAGGCUCCCUUGGACAAGACCAUACAGUACUUCACAGACCACUGUAGACACGAGUGAAGUGAAGACCUUCCUGGCCCUGGCUCACAAGUGGUGGGACGAGCAAGGAGUAUAUGCACCCCUGCACUCUAUGAAUGACCUGAGGGUGCCAUUCAUUAGAGAUAAUCUUUUAAGAACAGUUGCUGAUCACCAGCCAGGAAAACCUUUGUCUGGGAUGAAGAUUCUUGAUGUUGGUUGUGGUGGUGGCUUGUUAACAGAACCUCUAGGGCGGCUUGGGGCUUCGGUUAUUGGAAUCGAUCCUGUGGAUGAGAACAUUAAAACAGCACAGCACCAUAAGUCAUUCGACCCAGUCCUGGAUAAGAGGAUAGAGUACAGAACGUGUUCCCUGGAGGAGAUUGUGAAAGACACUGUGGAGACGUUUGAUGCUGUCGUAGCUUCUGAAGUUGUUGAACAUGUGAUUGAUCUAGAAACAUUUAUACAGUGCUGCUUUCAAGUGUUAAAGCCUGAGGGUUCUUUAUUCAUUACUACAAUCAACAAAACACAGCUGUCCUAUGCCUUGGGAAUUGUUUUCUCAGAGCAAAUUGCAGGUAUUGUACCAAAAGGUACUCAUACCUGGGAGAAGUUUGUUUCACCUGAAAAGCUAGAGAGCAUUCUGGAAUCAAAUGGUCUGUCAGUUCAGACUGUGGUGGGAAUGCUCUACAACCCCUUCUCAGGUUACUGGCAUUGGAGUGAAAACACGAGCCUUAACUAUGCAGCUCAUGCCCUGAAAUCCAGCCUCCAGGAACACCCAGCGCCUGCCGAGUUUGCUUUAAAGGGGGAAACAGAAGAGCUCCAAGCUGAAGCCUCCACCAACACAGGUGUGCAGGAAGAGCUGAAGAAAUGAAGUGUUUCUAAGGACUGUAGUAUAAUGGCUUGAAGGUCUGAUGUUUACAAAUACACAAAAUAUAUACUGUUUGUUUUUUGAGACAGGAUCAUAAAGAAAAAGUCAAUAAAAAGGGCUAAAACCUAGAUAAAAGCCUUUGCUGUUUCAUCUAAUAACUACUUUCAAGGGAUUAUUCUGUGGAUAAAAAACAUUUUGAUGAGGUAUUAUGUGAUCUAGAAGUUUAAGUUCCUCACCCGUUGUUACAUGAUGAUUAUUUAAUUGCUAAGUUGUGUCUGACUCUUGCUACUCCAUGGACUGUAGCCCUCCAGGCUCCUCUGUCCAUGGAAUUUCCCAGGCAAAAAUACUGGAGUGGGUUGCUAUUUCCUUUUCCAGGGGAUCUUCCUAAUCCAGGAUUCAAACCUGUCUCCUGCAUUGCAAGGAGAUUCUUCACUGAGCAACCCUGGGAAGGCUUUGUCAUAUAAUUAGGGUAUACAUGUUUCACUUCACCUUACAGAUUAUAUAACAUUUUCCCCACGUGUAUGCACACACACACAUAUAUAUAUAUAUACUGUAAUAUGUUUUAAUUUCA
Molecule: messenger RNA, 1681 nt
Organism: Budorcas taxicolor (takin)
Lineage: Eukaryota; Metazoa; Chordata; Mammalia; Artiodactyla; Bovidae
Gene: COQ3
Product: coenzyme Q3, methyltransferase
Exons: 7
Coding region: 1-1113 (370 amino acids)
Biological process (GO): ubiquinone biosynthetic process
Molecular function (GO): 2-methoxy-6-polyprenyl-1,4-benzoquinol methyltransferase activity
Source: RefSeq, a predicted model, not a curated record